AUGGGGCUUCUGGGCGUCCACCGUUUGCCCAGCAGCCUGCGUGUGCCGCAGGAGCGAUACUCUCCUCUCCCAGUACUCUCCCAGUACUCUCCUCUCCCAGUACUCUCCCAGUACUCUCCUCUCCCAGUACUCUCCUCUCCCAUACUCUCCCAGUACUCUCACAGUACUCUCCCAGUACUCUCCCAGUACUCUCCUCUCCCAGUACUCUCCCAGUACUCUCCUCUCCCAGUACUCUCCUCUCCCACUCCCCACCCCCGCAUCCGUAACUCCCCACCUCCCGCAUCCACAACUCACCCACCCCCCCAUCCACAACUCCCCACCCCCCGCAUCCCACAACUCCCCACACCCCGCAUCCACAAACUCCCCACCCCCCCAUCCACAACUCCCACCCCCCCCCCCGCAUACCACAACUCCCCACCCACCCGCAUCCACAACUCCCCAUCGCCCCCCAUCCACAACUCCCCACCCCCGCAUCCACAACUCCCCACCCCCGCAUCCCACAAAACCCCCCCCCCGCAUCCACAGCUCCCCACCCCCGCAUCCACAGCUCCCCACCCCCGCAUCCACAGCUCCCCACCCCCGCAUCCAACAACUCCCCACCCCCGCAUCCACAAACUCCCCACCCCCGCAUCCACAGCUCCCCACCCCCCCCAUCCACUAACUCCCCCCCCCCGCAUCCACAACUCCCCACCACCCGCAUCCACAACUCCCCACCCCCGCAUCCACAACUCCCCACCCCCGCAUGUCGCUCCCCACCCCCGCAUCCACAACUCCCCACCCCCGCAUCCACAGCUCCCCACCCCCGCAUCCACAGCUCCCCACCCCCGCAUCCACAACUCCCCACCCCCACAUCCACAGCUCCCCACCCCCGCAUGGUCUUAUAUCACUGGCUGA
Molecule: messenger RNA, 894 nt
Organism: Engraulis encrasicolus (European anchovy)
Lineage: Eukaryota; Metazoa; Chordata; Actinopteri; Clupeiformes; Engraulidae
Exons: 5
Coding region: 1-894 (297 amino acids)
Source: RefSeq, a predicted model, not a curated record